Strongylus vulgaris is the source of this 453-nucleotide messenger RNA. The record is from the annotation of a GenBank genome assembly. Lineage: Eukaryota; Metazoa; Nematoda; Chromadorea; Rhabditida; Strongylidae.
AUGUGCGUAGCAUUUUACGGCUGUUAUGUGAUGGUUCCUCUGGGGAAAGAAAAAGUUGCUCCAUACCGCUUCCUUCAGCUUUUUACAAUAGUGGAUAUCGCUCAGUGCGUAUACACUAUUCAAAAAUUCUGUUUCGAUUUUGCCGCUUGUUUCGGAAUCAUCUCACCGGAUCGCUUGCUAACUGCAACUGCUAAGGCACAAUUUUGGGCAUCAUUCAUGCUGACAUGGGAAAUGAUGAUGUUAUCCGCCACUACCACCUACCUUCUGCGACCAACGCAAUCCAUAUUCUUCGAUAAGUACUCUAUCGUAGAUUCAACUUCCAUGCAUAAUGGCAGCACUCAGACCAUUGAGAGCUUUGUCGUUCCACAACAACGUAGAGCAAGCUAUCAAUUUGACAAAAUUGAAAAUGACAAUAUCCGAGUGCGUAGGGAUUCUGGACCAAAGAUGAUAUGA